Molecule: messenger RNA, 1465 nt
Organism: Cinclus cinclus
Lineage: Eukaryota; Metazoa; Chordata; Aves; Passeriformes; Cinclidae
Gene: TMEM175
Product: transmembrane protein 175
Exons: 10
Coding region: 104-1465 (453 amino acids)
Cellular component (GO): endosome; lysosome
Molecular function (GO): proton channel activity; potassium ion leak channel activity
Source: RefSeq, a predicted model, not a curated record
GGAGCGCGGCCCGGGGCCGGGCCCGGAGCCGGGCAGCAGCACGCAGACAUCGCACCGGCUGCUGGCCUACAGCGACGCGCUGCUGUCCAUCAUCGCCACCGUGAUGAUUUUGCCGGUGGCUCACACAAAAAUACAUCCUGACCAGAAAUUAGGUGAAAGUGUUCAGCAACUUCUUCUAGCAAAAAUUGCAGUCUACUUGAUGACCUUUUUAAUAGUCACAGUGGCCUGGGCAGCUCAUGUAAGGUUGUUUCAGGUGAUAGAGCAUAUAGAUGAUGUCCUGGCACUUCUAAAUCUGGCUUGUAUGAUGAUCAUAACCUUCUUGCCAUACACAUUUUCCUUAAUGGCCUCCUUUCCAGGAGUACCUUUUGGCAUCUUCCUUUUCAGUGUCUGUGCUGUUGUCAUUGGCCUUAUACAGGCUGUGAUAGUAGCAUAUGGAUUCUAUCACCCACACUUACUGAAUCAACAGAUACAGGAGUCUGAAAAUCAGAAUUUCUAUAAACGUCAUAUCUUAAAGAUUAUCCUAAGAGGACCAGUUUUAUGCUUUUUAGCAGCCAUCUUUUCUUUCUUCUUUAUUCCUUUGUCUUACGUACUACUUGGACUCGUAAUUGUUUUUCCGCAUCUCAGUCGAUUAAUUACAUGGUGUAAAACCAAAGUUCUUGGUCAGAGAGGUGAAGAGGAGGAACACCAUAGUUUAGAAACCUUCACUUUUUACCUCAGUGAGCCUCUGAGUAAGGAACGAGUAGAAGCAUUCAGUGAUGGAGUCUAUGCCAUUGUAGCAACCCUGCUCAUUUUGGAUAUAUGUGAAGACAAUGUUCCUGAUCCCAGAGAAGUUGAGGAGAAGUUCCAUGGCAGUCUUCUUGAAGCUUUAAGUGAAUAUGGGCCAAACUACCUUGCUUACUUUGGGUCAUUUGUUACAAUUGGUCUCCUGUGGUUUGUCCAUCACUCUCUUUUCCUUUAUGUAACAAAAGCUACCCGAUUAAUGGGACUGCUCAACAUCCUUUCAUUGGCUUUCAUUGGUGGGCUUCCACUAGCUUACCAGCUAACCAGUGAAUUUGCAGAAAAGUCUCAUAAUGAAAUAGAAGCCAUUCAGGUCAGCUGUGUUAUCACUUUCUUUGCCAGCAUAUUUCAGUUUGCAAUAUGGACUACAGCCCUUCUCAAUGAAGAGGAAACUUUGCAUGCUUUUGCUAGAUAUGGUGGCAAGGAGCAUGCCUUCAUGUUUGCCAAGCUGGCUCUCUACCCUUGCGUAAGCCUUGGGGCCUUCUUUCUAACUUGCUUGUUAAGUGAGUUUAGCACAGCAAUUUUCCAUCUUAUGCAGAUUGUAAUCCCAUUUGCUUUUCUUGCCUUGCGCAUUUUUGUUAGAAUUUCUUUAACUGCCAUAAAGUCUGUGAUGUCUCUCUCCAGACGGAAGGUUGUGUUGUUAGAAGAAGAGGAGGCAUGUUUGUCUCCAAAUGAAACACUGUCCUAA